Molecule: messenger RNA, 1440 nt
Organism: Caenorhabditis elegans
Lineage: Eukaryota; Metazoa; Nematoda; Chromadorea; Rhabditida; Rhabditidae
Gene: shpk-1
Product: Carbohydrate kinase FGGY N-terminal domain-containing protein
Exons: 8
Coding region: 53-1345 (430 amino acids)
Biological process (GO): carbohydrate metabolic process
Molecular function (GO): kinase activity
Source: RefSeq, marked reviewed
AGGAAACCUCACCCCCGAUUCCUCUUAAAAUUGGAAACUCUUAUCAUCAUUGAUGACGGAGCAAGUUCAUGUUGGCAUUGAUAUUGGCACAACUUCGGCUAAAAUUUGUGCAAGGAAUGGGGAAAACGUAAUCCUAGAAUUCAAAAAAAUCUACGAAGGUGACAAUUCUGAUGCAGCUGGACUUCAAAAUCCGAAGAUUAUAAUUCAAACUGUUUUGGAUUUGUUGGAAAGAACAAAAUCUAAUUUAGAAUCGCGAAAUCUGAAAAUAUCCAAUAUAUGGACGUGUGGACAAAUGCAUGGAAUUGUCAUGUGGAAGCAACGACAGAAUGAAAUUGAUUUAGAGACCCUAACCAUCUCACCAUUGUACAAUUGGACAUACAGUUCUACGGAGCUCCCAGCGUUUCUAAAAACUAUUCCUAAAUGGGAAUGUGGAGAUUUGCAUCCAGGGUUUGGUCUUGUUACGCUGGCGUUUUUGAACUACAGUAAUCCGGAAUUUUUAACGAAUUUUAUACAUUGUGGAACCAUAAUGGACCUAUUCAUCUCUAUUUUGACACAAAACCCGGACCCCCUCAUCUCUCACCACAACGCUCACAGCUGGGGUUACUGUACUGAAAACGCUACGUGGCAGUCAGAAAUUUUAGAUUUUCUCCCUAAAACUCUGAAACUACCUGACAUAAAUUCUUCCUCUGAAGUUUCGGGGACUUGGCACGGUGCCAAGUGCCACGUGGCAUCAGGAGAUUUGCAAGCUUCCGUGGCAUCGCUGGAUUAUUAUGAAAAUACCGCUUAUGUAAUCCUCGGCACAUCUGCUCAACUAUGUUGCCUUAUUCAAACUUCGGAAAAAAAUGCUACAGUAAUCCCGGCUACCGUAGUCCGGCUGCCAUUCUCCACGUCGAAAACUCUGGUGGCCGCCUGCGCAAUGAACGGGGGAAAUGCUCUGGAAGCGACGUUGAAGAUGAAUUCUCCAGAAGUCUACAGUUCAAAUCGUCUGCAAGAACUCCUUAAUCAACUCGAUAAAUCAGCUCCUGCUAUGCCUCCGAACCUCCGAAUCGAUCCGAUCUUCAUCCCGGAGCGUGGAAGUUCUAAAACCUUCUCAAUUUCUGGCACUUCAGAUGAUCCUCUCCAACUACUCGAGGCGACUCAUCAGGGGAUUAUCCGAAAUUUGUUCGAGCUUUUCCCGAUCCCACUGCUGAAAAGUCUGAAAAUCCGACGUGUGGCACUUGUCGGUUCAGCGCAAAGCCCUCGUUUCCGUCGACAUUUGGAAGAAGCUUGCGGUUCGAACAACUUCGAGUUACUGGUGUCAAGCUCACCGAUUUCAACACCACUUGGAGCAACCAAAUUCUUCUAAAUUUACAUUAUUUAUUUUCGGGUUUCCGGAGUUGGAACUGAUACGUGAUACAAUAAAUUGGAGGGUAUUUCUGCAAUCAAAAGAGACAAAACAAA